GCGCCUGUUUGGUCUCCCGCUGCUGCCUCUCGCACAAGGAGGACGAGGAGCGGCGCCGCAAGCACCAGUACCACAACGACAGCUACUUCGACUCCGAGGACAGGUACGACGACGACCGGCACCGCCACAGCGGCAGCCACUCCGGCUCUGAGGACAGGUACGACGACGACCGACACCGCCACCGCAGCGGCAGCCACUCCGGCUCCGAGGGCGGACGCGACCGACCCCACCUCAUUGACAGCCUGUUCGGCUUCGAGGGCGGGCGCGACGACCACCGACACCACCACCACAACGGCAGCCACUCUGGUUCCGAGGACAGGCACAGCCGACGCCACCACCACAACGGCAGCCACUCCGGCUCCGAGGACAGGUACGACCGACGCCACCACCACCACCACCACAACGGCAGCCAUUCUGGUUCCGAGGACAGGCACGACCGACGACACCACCACCACCACAACGGCAGCAAUUCUGGCUCCGAGGACGGGUACGACCGACGCCACCACCACCACCACCACCACCCAACCAGUUGAAACGGGCAGCACCACCAUCAUCAGCAGCACCAUCCUCCCCCUCGUGAUCCCGGUGGUGGCCCCGCUUCGGCUGGCUGCCAUCACGGCGGAGCGGACAUCCGCAUGGGCGACUCUGACUGACCGCCGGUGCGAGGGCCGCCCCGUGACCGGCCGCGGCGGCCGAUCGGCAGCGCGCGGCGCGCCGCGGGCGGGCCCGGCUCUCGUUCCUCCUGCCACUGCUGCUGCUGCUGCUGCUGCU
This is a messenger RNA of Prorocentrum cordatum, 771 nucleotides long. The record is from the annotation of a GenBank genome assembly. NCBI's taxonomy places the organism in Eukaryota, Dinophyceae, Prorocentrales, Prorocentraceae.